AUGGCCAAAGCCGCCGCAAACCCCAAAGCCACUAAACCCAAACCCGCCACCAAGCCCAAAGCUCCUCCCAAGCGAAAGCCCGCUAUGACGCCCGACUCCGAGGGCGAAUCCGAGAUGUCCGCUCCAGGCCUCUCGCUGGACCUCGACAAGACGCUGGUGCUUCGGCUGGCCCUGGCGAAGAUCGAGGCGUGCAAGAGCUUUGAUUGGCAUGAGCUGGCGAGGAAGCUGGGCGAGAAGGAGGGGGUUGUGGGGCAGGCGAAGGGGAGGAGGAAGAAGAAGGACGAGGGGAAGAAGGCAUGGACCGGGACGGAGCUGCAUGAGCUGUUCCAAUACACCAUCCUUCCCGCACUCAGGUCCGGCCGACCCCUCUGGGCCGAAGACGCCGUCGCCGGCGAGAUAUACCUCCCCUCCUCGCCUCUUCCCGCCCGCACCAAGUUCUUAUCCGCCGAGCCGGUCAUCGAGGUCCAGGUGGACGACGAGGAGACCGCCGCAGGAUCUGGCGGGGAGGAAGGAACGACGGUGACGACCAAGCAAGCGGACAGCGAUUCCGUCGGCUCGCAAAUCCUCCAAGGGGAGUUGAAUGAGGUGGGGUCUGACAUGGACAACGAGAAGGUAGAGGAGGAGCUCGAAGAGGUGAUGGAGGCAGCGGCGGUCGAAGUAGUGGAGACCUGGGAGGUGGAGGUGGAGGUGAAGAAGGCCGGGAAGGUCGAAAAGAAACGGCCAACUCCUCCCAGACUCACGACCACGUACGGCAAGAAGGCUCAGGCCCGACCCAGCUACCCCCCUCCCACCCCUCGCCAGAUCGACGCCGCCACAAAGCCUCCUUCCGGCUCGACUGGUGGAGGGACCGCCUCAUCCAGCGCUCGACCCGACAGCGGGGGCAAGAAGCGGAUCCGGCCGGCGUACAGCGACGAGGAGGAGGAGGUUGAGCCAAAGCGACGGUCCAAGCCGAGCCCCGCCUCCACUCCCGCGGCUCGUCGACAGGGCGGCGGCCGAACUGCCAAGAAGGGAGGGAAAUACGCCGAGGAGAGUGGAAGUGAGGCGGAGUAG
Dioszegia hungarica is the source of this 1050-nucleotide messenger RNA. RefSeq lists its product as uncharacterized. The transcript is spliced from 2 exons. Lineage: Eukaryota; Fungi; Basidiomycota; Tremellomycetes; Tremellales; Bulleribasidiaceae. Bases 1 to 1050 code for a protein of 349 amino acids. The record is from RefSeq and is a predicted model, not a curated record.